Messenger RNA from Scutellospora calospora, 315 nucleotides. The record is from the annotation of a GenBank genome assembly. NCBI's taxonomy places the organism in Eukaryota, Fungi, Glomeromycota, Glomeromycetes, Diversisporales, Gigasporaceae.
AAGUGUUGCAUUUGGGCUUAUGCAUGCUUCAGCAUAUUGUGGAAUGUCAGUUGGUCCAGUUUUAGGAGGUAUUAUUGUUGAGGCUACGGGAUCGGCACUUUCAGUAUUCUAUGUGGUUAUUGGUGCACUAUCUGUAUUUUAUAUUUUCGCAUCAUUUAUACUUCCAGAAUCUCUUUCGCCAGAGAUACGUCGUCAAAAUGAAUCAACAGUUUCUUUACCAUCACCAAAAUAUAUAUUUUCAGCUUUGAUCAUUCUUAAUCAAACGCCUAUAUAUUCUGAAGGUGUUAGAAAUAAUAUAUGGAAGAGAAAUACUCU